Vidua chalybeata is the source of this 2697-nucleotide messenger RNA. RefSeq names its product translation initiation factor IF-2-like. The transcript has 3 exons. The record is from RefSeq and is a predicted model, not a curated record. The coding region runs from base 1 to 1305 and encodes 434 amino acids. NCBI's taxonomy places the organism in Eukaryota, Metazoa, Chordata, Aves, Passeriformes, Viduidae.
AUGGCUGGAACUCUGUGGUGGCAGAAUCUCAGCCAAGCCAUGCUGCAGGUCGACCUGGCCAUGUGGCAGAGUGGGUCCCAGCCCAGCCAGCGCUGCAGCAGAGCAGGGCCCCACCGUGCCAGGCCACAUGGGCCACGCAGCGGAGCAAGGCCUGGCCUGGCCAGCAUCCAGUUACCUGUUCAAAGAAUCCUCCCGGAGUCCGGAACUCCCACCGGCAGCCCCGACCCACAACUGCCGGCCGCGAGCAGGAACGGCAGACCCACUUUUCCCACUGCUGCCGGUUUCGCUUCCUCACCUCGGUCCCAGCCCCCACCCUCUCGUCCGCGGCACGAAGACCCCGCACCCAUCCCCUCCCGGCGCGGGGACUGCCGCGUCCCCCUUCACGCUUUCGGGAGCUGCCCGGGGGCAUUUCGGCCGCUCCGCCCCGCGCCCCGGAACUUGGGCCCGCCCGGCGAUGCCUCGCCGCCGGGACCCAGCUCCGACCUGGCCCCGACGCACUUCGGCCGCCCCGCCGCCUCCCCCGCUCGCAGCCCCAUACCUCCUCGCCGCACACCCGCGGCCGCCGCCAGGGCCAGCUCAGCGCCCCCUCCACACCUGUCCGGGAGAGGCUCCAGCGGCCAGGCGCGGCCGGAGGAAGGGAUGGAGGGGCAGGUGGGGCGGGGCGAGGCGGUGCGGGACGGGACGAGACGGGAGGGGAGGGGAGGGGAGGGGACUGGGCAGGGCAGAGGAGAGGAGAGGAGAGCAGGAGCAAGAGCGGGGGCGGGGGCAGGGGCAGGCCUGCUCCCUGCCGUCGCUGCCGAGUCCCCCGUCCCCGCGAGGCUGUCGUUACCCCUGCCCUGCCCGCGCGGCAGACGCCUCGCUCCCAGAUUUCGGAUGACAGCUGCUGGACGCGCACGCGCGCUCGCAGGGGGCAGCGCACGUGACCCAGGGCGCGGCGCCUGGUGCGUCACGUGCCAGGAGCUGGGGGCGGAGUCGAGGGCGCUUCCGGGCGGGCAAUCGGCGCUGUGGGAAAGCGGAGGAGGCAGCGGGUCGGGCCGACCUCGCAGCCUUCUUGGCCGGAUCCACCGCUUCUGUGGGCCGGAAAGGAGCUGCCCUCUUCUCUGGGCCGGGCCCGUGAGCGGCCUGUGCGCUUACCGGGACGCACGCGGGGAAAAUGCCAGCGCAAAGCUUAGAGCAGUCCGGUCUGUUAGAGAAUCACAGAAUCGGUUAUGUUGGAAAAAACCUUUGAGGCCAUCGAAUCCAUCCUAUGACCGAACGCCACCAAGUCAGCUAGAGCGUGGCACUGAGUGCCAGAUGUUUUCUUGAACACUUCCGGGGGCGGUGACUCCAUCGCCUUCCUCGGCAAUCGAUUCCACUAACAGCCCUUUUUGUGAAGAAAUCCCUCUACACUUACUCCUGUUGUAACCUGGUGGAUCUCUCAGAGCAAGCUGCAAGGUUACAACUCUCUGUGAGGUCACAAAUUGCUAGAGCAUGCAUCUCCAACAGCCACUGGCUCAAGCCAGUCCCAAGUUAUGGACUAAGGGUGCACAUGGGUAGUGUGAGAGCAUUAAUCUUCAUAGUGCUGUGGCUAUGGAAAGCUAUGCCUUGGCAUCGUUUUUCAAAGCCAGUAGCUAAGAACUUCUGUUUUGAUAGAUGGAAGUAAGGACAGGGGCCUUUUUCAGAAUAGUUAUGUAGCAAUGUGUGAUCAAUAAAUCAGCAUUUUGGCUUUAUUAAACUGCUCUGGCACAGUAUUUCCAGUACAUGCUUAUCUUGCAUGGGUGCAUCUCAAAGCACCUGUGAAUUUGCUGCCAUGUUCUACCUGGGAGGAAGAAUCUUUUAAUUACUCAGAUUUAAGAAAGCUUUUCUGCACUUUCUUCCUGGCUUUCAUGUUUUGGGCUAUGUUUUUAGAUUAGGGUUAGCUAGUAACAAAUACCCUGGUCCCAUGACAACAACCUCUAAGAGAAAAGGAUAACCUGUUCCUGUGCUUUAAGUUGCUGAUACAAUAUCUAGGGUAUCAUAAACUUCUGAACAAAAAAAAAAAAAAAUUUUCUUUUUUUUCUGUGUGACAGUGUAUUUUUUUUAUUUCACAGUAGUCAGGAACCAUUCCUGAUUUGAGGAGUUGACAUCUGUUUGAGUUACAAAUUUGUCUUCUGUGACACUUCCAGGUCCCUGUUUCAGUGUGCUACCACUCGUGGUGAAAUUUUUUUCCAUAACAUACCCUGAAUUUCCUGUAUUACAAUGAAUGUGCUUGUCUUGUCUGAUCAUUGUGUUUUUCCAAGGAGGCUCCAUCUGUUAUAGAUGGGUAAUAUGAUGAUUGGCUCUCACAAUUAAGAGAUUAAUAUUUUGUGUAUGUUAAGAGAAGUUUCAUUGUUUGUUGUUUGGACAUCCACUGUUCUCCCCAUAGUCCCCUUCCCCACUCUGAAUUAUUGUAAUCAGACAGCUUUGGCUGUCAAGGAAGGCUUGUUACUAGGGAGGCGGGGCAUGGCAACACCUGACCUCCAAUCAAGUAGCAAGGAAGUAGGCUCCACCAAUGGACAGCAAAGAAGAAGAUUUUGGGAGUGACCAGGGUUGCCUGAUGCAUGGUAUAUAAAGGUGGAGCAGCCAUUUUGUAGAUGAGCACAUGGUGAUCAGUCAUAUGCUCAUGGAUCUCUGCCCUUUUUCCUUAUUCAGUUCUUUGUUGUAUCUGUGAAGGUUUAAUAAACCCUGAAAAUUUUAGAA